UUUACUCCUCUCGCUCAAACUCCGCGCCCCUCUCGCUCCGAGAGACAUAGGUCUCGCGAGAUCUUUGGUAAACUUACAGAACCGGAAGCAGCGUGUAGUUCUCUUCCCUUUUGCGGCCAUCACCGAAGCGGGAGCGGGUGAGGAUUCGGCGGCCAAAAUGAAGUUUAAUCCCUUUGUGACUUCCGACCGGAGCAAGAAUCGCAAAAGGCAUUUCAAUGCACCUUCCCACAUUCGAAGGAAGAUUAUGUCUUCUCCUCUUUCCAAAGAGCUGAGACAGAAAUACAAUGUGCGAUCCAUGCCCAUCCGAAAGGAUGAUGAAGUUCAGGUUGUACGUGGACACUAUAAAGGUCAGCAAAUUGGCAAAGUAGUCCAGGUUUACAGGAAGAAAUAUGUUAUCUACAUUGAACGGGUGCAGCGGGAAAAGGCUAAUGGCACAACUGUCCACGUAGGCAUUCACCCCAGCAAGGUGGUUAUCACUAGGCUAAAACUGGACAAAGACCGCAAAAAGAUCCUUGAACGGAAAGCCAAAUCUCGCCAAGUAGGAAAGGAAAAGGGCAAAUACAAGGAAGAAACAAUUGAGAAGAUGCAGGAAUAAAGUAAUCUUAUAUACAAGCUUUGAUUAAAACUUGAAACAAA
Molecule: messenger RNA, 636 nt
Organism: Pongo pygmaeus (Bornean orangutan)
Lineage: Eukaryota; Metazoa; Chordata; Mammalia; Primates; Hominidae
Gene: RPL26
Product: ribosomal protein L26
Exons: 4
Coding region: 158-595 (145 amino acids)
Biological process (GO): translation
Cellular component (GO): ribosome; large ribosomal subunit
Molecular function (GO): structural constituent of ribosome; RNA binding
Source: RefSeq, a predicted model, not a curated record